Messenger RNA from Acanthaster planci (crown-of-thorns starfish), 3759 nucleotides. It is a transcript of the gene sdad1, whose product is annotated as SDA1 domain containing 1. Gene Ontology annotation, cellular component: nucleolus. NCBI's taxonomy places the organism in Eukaryota, Metazoa, Echinodermata, Asteroidea, Valvatida, Acanthasteridae. The record is from RefSeq and is a predicted model, not a curated record. Gene Ontology annotation, biological process: ribosomal large subunit biogenesis; ribosomal large subunit export from nucleus.
UCAUCUGAUAAUAGGCGCCACCGUCAGGUCCUGCCAUCCCUACUACUUUUAGUACCACUAACUACUUUAUCAAUUAGGACGUGAAUUUGACAUACGGCCAAGGCCCAAUAGUAGUAGCAGCCUGAUAAUGAUUAUUCAUUUGGGGAAGAGCUCCAUAAGAUAUAGGCCUACCUGUACACAGACAUUGCUAAGUUUCUUCAGCAGUAUCGCCACUAUGAGUCCAACUUGCAGAUUUUCCAGCUGAAACCGACACAACACUCCAAGAACCUGGCUGAGCUUGUCAUGUUCUUCUGCCAGGUGGCACAGUGUUACCCGAAGGAGCUAGCUGGGUACCCACAGCAGCUGAUAGACCUGCUGCGGAGGCAUAGCACAGUCUUGGACCCAGACAUGAGGAUGACAUUUUGCAAGGGGUUGAUCUUACUGCGCAACAAAGGACUGAUUGAGCCCACAAGCCUCCUGGAGCUGUUCUUUGAGCUCCUUCGCUGUCAGGACAAACUCCUCAGGAAGAUGCUGUACCAUCACCUGGUCAAUGACAUCAAGAGGAUCAACAAGAAACACCAAGACAACCGAGUCAAUACGACUCUUCAGAAUUUCAUGUACACCAUGCUGAGGGACAGCAACGCAGUUGCUGGGAAGAUGUCGUUGGAUGUCAUGAUAGAACUGUAUAAGAAAAACAUCUGGCGAGACGCCAAGACUGUCAAUGUCAUCGUCGCAGCUUGCUUCUCCAAAAUAACCAAGAUUCUUGUGGCGGCACUGAAAUUCUUCUUGGGCUCAGACGCAGAGGAGGAUGGAGACAGUAGAAGCAGUGACUCAGAUGAUGACGCACCCACUCAGAGAACGUUACUGAUGGCCCAGCGCGUCAACAAGAAAACAAGGAAAAGACAACGGAAGACUGAGAUGGCCCUGAAACUCCUCAAGAAAGAAAAGAAGAAAAAGAAGCCUGUGCCCUUCAACUUCUCAGCCUUGCAUCUUAUUCAUGAUCCUCAAAACGUUGCGGAGAAGCUCUUCAAGCAGCUAGAAUCCUCCAACGAGAGGUUUGAGGUCAAGCUGAUGAUGAUAAACCUGGUGUCCCGAUUGGUGGGAAUCCAUGAGCUCUUCCUCUUCAACUUCUACCCUUUCCUGCAACGGUUCGUCCAGCCACAUCAGAGAGAGGUCACAAAGAUCCUUCUGUGUGCUGCCCAGUCCACACAUCAGCUUGUCCCUCCCGAUAUCGUAGAGACCAUGGUCAGGACCAUCGUCAAUAACUUUGUCACAGAGAGAAACUCCAGCGAAGUGAUGGCUGUUGGUCUGAAUGCGGUGCGUGAGAUCUGCAGCCGUUGCCCGCUGGCGAUGGGUCAGGACUUGCUGCAGGACCUGGUGCAGUACAAGAGUUACCGCAACAAGGCCGUGGUGUCAGCAGCGAGGUCCCUCAUAUCGCUCUUCAGGGGCAUCAACCCGGAGAUGCUGCACAAGAAAGACAGGGGUAAGCCGACUGCGCACAGCACGGAAAUCAGAGCCAAAGAGUACGGUGAGCUAGUGGCUCAGGACUUCAUCCCUGGGGCAGAGGUACUGAAAGAUGAGACUGCAGAGGGAGACAAUGAAGAGUCGGAUGAGAGCGAUUCUGAUGACAGUGAGGGCAGCUGGCACGAUAUCAUUCAUUCCAGCGAUGAGGAAGAAGUAGGAGAAGCCAAGAAAGACAAUCCGGCUGAGAACUUAACUGCUGAGGAAAAGAAAGCCCGAGCCGCAGCCAUCAGUCAGACCAGACUGCUCACGCAGCAAGACUUCCAGGAUAUCAAAGUGCAUCAGCUCUCCAAGCAACUGGAGGCAACCAAAAACAAGAGGGGGACAAAGAGGAAACAUGUGGAACUAGAGCAGGAAACCAGUGCUGAGCUGCUGUCACUCAGUAGAAUUGAGGGAAUCAACAGUAGGCCAAGACAUGACAAGGAAGCGAGAUUAGCUACGGUUAUGGCCGGGCGGGAGGGAAGGAACAAGUACGGGUCCAAGAAGGGGCGGAUGAACCCCAAUGCCAGCACCACCAACAAGGAGAAGCUGAGGAAGAAGCCCUUCAUGAUGGUCAAGCAGAAACAUGGCUUCAAAACCAAGACUAAACGGUCUUUCCGUGACAAGCAGAUUGCCCUCAGAAAUAUUCUCUUGAAGAAACAGAAACGACGUUGAGGUCCACACAUUCGCUCAAGCCACGGGGAGGCAAGACCUUGAUGUAUCCCGUUUAUAAAAAUCUCAAGUGACUAAGUGCCAUAAAUCUAAUGGGUCACUACACAUUGGAUUGUACAUCUUUAGAUAUGUUAUGAGGCCACUUUGUCGAUGGCACAUCAGAGAGGCCACAGCCCAUAGGCCAGUGCUGCCACUUUCUACACGUAACAGGCCUGUGUACCAAUGACGUUACACUCUAUUUACACCUGCACUUUCCUACGCAGCCAGUGGGACCUACAGCUCACUGAACACCAUAGAAAAAGCACACACGUCAACAAAGUGGGGCAUCAUCAGUACCUGAUAACCUUGACACUUCCUGUCAGGAGAAUUCAUUGGAAGAUUUUAUUUUCACUUCGUGUCUCCAUUUUGUUUUGUUUAUAAAACCCAAGGUUUUCUUACCACAUGCAACUAUCACAUUCCCCACUGCAAAAUGAUGAAAGUCAAAUAUUUUACAGUAUACGCAUUUUAAUGCAUAUAUUUAUUUCAAAAACAAAGUUUCAAUGGUGAUUAUCAAACAAAUAUAAUAGGAUACAUUUCAGGCCUUAUAUUUUCUUUUCCCUAAACUCACAGGUACUUUUGUUGGCUUGAUUUUCCGUGAAGCACGCAAUGCUAAAAACAGAAAACUGACCCCAACACUGAAUGAAAUAAAUUGUCUUAGAAACACAUGAAUUGUUUGGGGAAACAAUGAAGUGCAUACAGGCAUUUGAAAAUUGUUGGCCAAACUUUGGCUGGCACAUUGUGACGUCGUGUUGCACAGUUACCUUCAACAAGGGCGUCUGGAGAUCACACUUUACAAAAACCUUGCAUGGUUCAUAUACUUUAACUCCAUAAAUUACAACAUAUUGGUUGUAUUUUGUGGUACAGGGUUUUAUAUUGGCCCACAUGGCCACCUGUUAAUAGGCAGUGUCCAAAUGUAACACAUGCACCGAUGGAAAGCCGCAGUCUAGUACCCGCAGUCACUUAUCAUACAUACCUGUGAUACUCCAGCCACAGGUGACUGAUUUCGAUCGCAGCCUUCAGUGCUCCCAGCAAAUGAGGGUUUAAUAUUUCAAUUUCACUUUGGCAUUUGAAAGUGAGAUUUUUUAAUGAAAAUUUGAAAAUUUGGUUGUCUUUCAACCACAUCCUUUCGUUUUAGUCAUUUUUGUGCUCUUUCUUUCUCAGGGUGGAUUGAAAAAGCCGUUUUUUUAAUUUCAAUCAUAACUAUAACUUUUUAUUAAAAUUUCAUUGGCCAUGAAAUUGAGUCAUACCAUUUGAUAGUCAUUGCUUCAAAAAGCAGAGUUACAUUGUUUCAAAGAGCAUUAAUUAGAAAGUAAUUUAUUUUUCAGUUUUAAAGCGCCUUUCUUUAGUGCCCAUUUUGUGCCCUUCGCGUCUGUAUGUGCAAGUUGAAACGACAAAUGAAAUGGGUACCCGAAUGCAGAAGGGAGCCCAAAAAUACCCUUAUUUUGUUAUUUAUACAAAAAUUUAAAUAAUAUCCUUAAUAGAAAAGAACAAAAUGUAAUUAACAGAAUCAACAUUUGUCUUCAGGUAAAGUUCUCACUGAUCAUGUAAAAUUGGAGAAAUUUUAAGGGA